AUGGCAGUAGCCUACAAACUGAAAUCAAGAUGGCAGCCACCAUGAAGAAAGGAGUGGGUGUAGAAGAUGUCAACGUAACGUUUGAAGAUCAACAGAAGAUAAACAAAUUUGCCAGAAACACAAAUCGAAUGACUGAACUCAAAGAUGAAAUAGAAGCUAAAAAGAAAUCAUUACAGAAUCUGGAAGAUGCUAGUGAUGACCUGAUGAUGUGUGAGGACGACUCCUUGUUAAUCCCGUACCAAAUAGGAGACGUUUUCAUCAGCCACUCUCAAGAGGAAACGCAGGAGAUGUUGGAGACGGCAAAGGAGUCCCUGAAAGAUGAGAUCAAAGCUCUGGAAGGAAGAGUAUCGUCCAUACAGGAGCUUUUGGGGGACCUGAAGGUUCAGCUCUACGCCAAGUUUGGAAACAACAUCAACCUGGAAGCUGAUGAGAGCUGAAGUCUUCACUGAAGUGGACCAAGCUUUACCUACUUACAGACUUUAAAAGGUGCAUGGCACACCUGAUGAAUGAAUUUCACUUUGCCAAGACGGCCCAUUUUUAUUUUCACGAUUUCUUUUUUCUGUAAGUCCUGUCUCACCAUGUGUGUGGUGUGUCACAUGAGCACCUGUCAAGCAAAGCAGUCAGUAUGUGAGAAGUUAAAGUGAAGUCUUAAAUAAGGGUCGACACUCCUAGGCUGAGAUCUCAUCAUUAAACAUUUGAAACUGUGGUCAAAAAAUAGUUGUCCUUGUCCUCAGAAUGUACUUCUCUUUUUCACCCAUAAUCACAAUUACAAUCUUGUUGAUUGAA
Molecule: messenger RNA, 786 nt
Organism: Engraulis encrasicolus (European anchovy)
Lineage: Eukaryota; Metazoa; Chordata; Actinopteri; Clupeiformes; Engraulidae
Gene: pfdn4
Product: prefoldin subunit 4
Exons: 4
Coding region: 30-437 (135 amino acids)
Biological process (GO): protein folding
Cellular component (GO): prefoldin complex; cytoplasm
Source: RefSeq, a predicted model, not a curated record